Molecule: messenger RNA, 456 nt
Organism: Rotaria sordida
Lineage: Eukaryota; Metazoa; Rotifera; Eurotatoria; Philodinida; Philodinidae
Source: the annotation of a GenBank genome assembly
AUGUUAAAUCGCCUUUCAAAAGACAUAGUCAGUAUUGGUUUAACAAAAUGGGGAACUCUAACUCCAAGAACUAGAGAUCUGUUAUCGGAAAAAUUUACACAGCAAGAAAAUGGCAUAACUGAUGACGCAAACGAAGAAGACUAUAAAUUUCCUCGAGAAAUAUUGACAACAACUGAUACUCAGACAAUAGAACCACAUCAUACAUAUAUGCUAUUGUUCGAUGAUGGUGAAUUAGAUGGUUAUAUAGGCGAUCAACAGCGACUUAAGUUCGUACAAGAGGCAUCCAACAAUGAAAACAAAUGCUAUGCGGUAACAGUUAUUGUUGAAGGAGGUAUAAACACAUUGGACGUGAUACUAAAUGAUUUAGAAGACAAUCGUCCUGUUGUGAUUAUAGACGGUAGCGGUAGAAUGGCUGAUGUAUUAAGCGAUUUGCUCGAGCAAAAUCCUGAUGGGUAA